UGAUCCUUAUCAGUUCCCAUCAAUGGCAGAAGAGCCGCCCAAGCAACGCAUAUUAGCAACGGAAAAGCAACUGGGACUACUGAAAGAAGUCUUCGACCGAACCUCUGGACAUCCCUCGCACAAACAAUAUGCUGAACUCGGAGAAUCAACAGGAUUAAAGCGUAAUCCGAAGAAACGUAAACAGUGCUCUACAGACAAUGGAACGGACGAUUGCCGGAGCUCUAGCCCAAUGUAUGACAAGGCUGAACUUCUGAGUCCUGAGCCUCAGCCGGAGAAGAAAAUCGACAAGGACCGUGAUACUGAACCCCCUAAUCCCCAAUCAAAAAGGUUCAAACUCGAUGCGAAACUCGACAGGGACGCUAUCACUCUUGUAAAGACAGAGACUGCAGAGGCUAAUAUACCACCAUAUUCUCGAUCGUCCCUUAGCCCGCAUACAUCCAACUCCAUUCUUGCUUCCAACAACUUGAACAAGAACGUUCACACUUCUCCUGACAAUUCGGUGAAAAGGAAUCAUUCUCCGCAGAUACGUUCUCGUCCCGUCGCAAAUCACAACAAGGACCCUCCUCCCGAGUACGCAAGCUCGCUCGACACAUAUGGCUUCGUCGUAUCUCAAUCCCCUGCACACGUUCAACAACCCGUUUCGUCCACGAUUCCUAUUGCUUUGACUGCUCCUCUUGCUCUACGCUCUGGCUUUCCGCUUCUCGAGACCCCCCGGAAUAACAAUACCAAUACGUCUCUGACUCUUAAUCAGGUUCAACAAAUGUAUCGUGCGCUUCUUGCAAACACUCAUGCCCAAACCGCUGCCCAAUACCAACCUCAAGCUCAGCCUUCCUUCCAAGCUCAAGCUCAAGCUCAGCUUAUCAUGCAGCCAAUUUCUAACAAUCAAAACCAGCCUCGUUGUGCUGUUUCCUUUCAGCAGCUCGUCAAUGCCCCUGUUCCUCCCCAAGAAAACUUGUUCACUGCUCAAGCAAUCCAAAAUCACUAUCCUAGUUACAUUGCCUCCAACAGACUUGUCCCUGCUUCGCACUACAUUCCACAGACUUUUGUUGAUGCAGGCCCUAAUAAUUUCCAAUCUCCUGCAGUCCCUUUAACGCUUGUUCAACCCCCACAACAUGACAUUGAUCCUUCCUCAUUCUCCACGCCCGCACAAUUCCCUUCGACUCUCGCGAAUGAUGUAGAUGGAUCUCAGCCUCAAUUCUACUCAGCAUCUCUUGAUCCUUAUAAUUCCGGCGUGACACCAUUUCAGCAUCUUCAUGUCCUCGAGCCUAUCCUGAAUGCGAAUCGCACUUCUCAGGGGUUUCUUUUUUCACCUCUCAACACUUUUGACGUCGAAGAUGUUCAGAACCUACUGCUACCGCAAAAUACGGAUCAAGUUAUGGACCGCUUGCUAGACGAAAAUCUUGUUCAGGAGGACCCAUUCCAAGCGUCGAUGGGACUUGUCUGGAUGCAAAGAGUCGGGUUAAUUUAACGAUGACCUUUUUCCACAUCAGCAAUGUGCAUUACGAUCGCCCUGUUUCUCAUAAAAAUUAUUCUGCAAUUUCCUG
This is a messenger RNA of Lentinula edodes (shiitake mushroom), 1544 nucleotides long. RefSeq lists its product as uncharacterized. The coding region runs from base 23 to 1468 and encodes 481 amino acids. NCBI's taxonomy places the organism in Eukaryota, Fungi, Basidiomycota, Agaricomycetes, Agaricales, Omphalotaceae. The record is from RefSeq and is a predicted model, not a curated record. The transcript has 3 exons.